AUGCCGCUCAUCCUCGACUCAUCCUCCGAAUCCUCUAUUGAGACCCCGGUAGAUGCCCAAGAGCAACGAAGGAGGAUCCAUCACGAUGCCGAUGUUUUGAUCAUCGGCGCUGGAGUCUUGGGCUGUGCCCUUGCAGUUGCCCUUGCAAAUCAAGGCCGGAGUGUCAUAUUGUUGGAGAGAUCUUUAAAAGAGCCAGAUCGUAUCGUUGGUGAAUUACUUCAACCCGGAGGUGUCGAGGCCUUGACCAAACUGGGUUUGCGCCAUACUCUUGAUGACAUUGACGCCAUCCCUGUCACUGGCUAUACUGUACUAUACUACGACGAGAAUGUUCGGAUCCCAUACCCUGCCAACGCCGCUGGUGAUCUAUAUGCAAAUCCGCCUUCAGAGAAACACAAACCCCACCGGCGACCCGAGGGGAGAGCUUUCCACCACGGCCGUUUCAUUUCCAAGUUGCGAGGGGCUGCCCUGGCGCACCCUAACAUAACGGUCUUCGAGACUGAGGCUACUACGUUAAUCUCUUCCACUUAUACCGACCAAAUACUCGGUGUCCAAGCCAUGACUCGAAAAACCCAAAAGGACUUCUUUUUCGCGUCCUUGACCGUCGCCUGCGAUGGCUAUGCUUCAAAAUUCCGAAAAUCAUAUCAUCAUAUCGCACCACAAGUCAAAUCCAAAUUUUGGGGUCUCGAACUUAUCGACUGUCCUCUGCCUACGCCGCAGAAUGGUAUUGUCUGCCUGGGUGAUAACGCACCAGUCUUGCUCUAUCAGAUUGGCACACAUGAAACGAGGGCGCUAGUAGAUAUCCCGGAGGGUCUUGAAUCUACCUCCACUGCCAAUGGAGGUGUCAAAGGCCAUCUGGAAAGGGUUGUCCUACCUUCGCUCCCAGAACAAGUUCAACCAUCGUUCCGAGCUGCUUUGGAGAAAGGACCUCUUCGGAGCAUGCCAAACUCUUUGCUGCCUGCAACAACCAACAAAGCCCCUGGCUUCGCCAUACUGGGGGACGCUCUAAAUAUGCGUCACCCACUCACGGGCGGUGGUAUGACAGUAGCCCUCAAUGAUGUGGUCUUGAUCUCCGAAUUACUAUCGCCUCAGUCCGUUCCAGACCUCGCUCAGACCGACAUGGUUCGCAAGCAGUUCCGCGCCUUCCAUUGGCGUCGCAAAAAUCUAACAUCCAUCAUCAACAUCCUGGCCCAAGCUCUGUACUCACUCUUCGCUGCAGGUGACUGGCAGCUCAAAUAUCUACAGCAAGGCUGCUUCCGAUAUUUCCAGAGGGGCGGAAAUUGUAUUGAUGGUCCAGUGGCCCUUCUAGGUGGCAUCAUUCGUCAGCCUCUUGUUCUCAUCGAUCACUUCUACAGAGUCGCAUUAUUAAGUAUUUGGGUUUUGAUCAUGGAGAACGGCAUUCUCCUGUUCCCCCUGAGUCUUGUCCAGGGUGUUCUGGUUUUCUGGAAAGCCUGUCAAGUGAUAAUGCCAUUCAUAUUCAACGAAUUGAGGAGUUGA
Messenger RNA from Exophiala bonariae, 1494 nucleotides. RefSeq lists its product as uncharacterized. Gene Ontology annotation, biological process: ergosterol biosynthetic process. The record is from RefSeq and is a predicted model, not a curated record. Lineage: Eukaryota; Fungi; Ascomycota; Eurotiomycetes; Chaetothyriales; Herpotrichiellaceae. Gene Ontology annotation, cellular component: membrane; endoplasmic reticulum. The coding region runs from base 1 to 1494 and encodes 497 amino acids. The transcript has a single exon. Gene Ontology annotation, molecular function: squalene monooxygenase activity; flavin adenine dinucleotide binding.